Molecule: messenger RNA, 1632 nt
Organism: Zychaea mexicana
Lineage: Eukaryota; Fungi; Mucoromycota; Mucoromycetes; Mucorales; Lichtheimiaceae
Product: major facilitator superfamily domain-containing protein
Exons: 8
Coding region: 1-1632 (543 amino acids)
Biological process (GO): transmembrane transport
Molecular function (GO): transmembrane transporter activity
Source: RefSeq, a predicted model, not a curated record
AUGUCUAGCGUUAAGGAACAAUACGACGAGAAAGCACAGCAAGACGUUAUUCGUGAUGACGCCGUAGACAAGAUCGAGUUUGAGGACCAGCACUAUGAAGAGACCGGCCUUCACGAAAGCGAUGCAGCUUUAGCAAAUGCUCCAUGGAAAUAUAAAAUGAUCGCACUGGCUACAGCGCUCAUGUUGCCUGUUGGUUCACACUUUUCUGGAGCUGCUCUUGGUGCAAUGAAGGCCUCGUUAAAAGAGAACCUGAUGAUUAGCAACACUCGUUAUGGUGUGCUAUCUUCCUCUGUAUCCAUUAUAAACACGGUCUUCCCGGUCCUUGGCGGUUUCUUUAUUGAUACAUUUGGUACUGUUUGGGGUACCCUUGUCAUCAAUUUUAUGAUUUUGCUCGGUAGUUUGCUGACUGCCAUAGCCGCUCAUGUUGGUCAGUUUCCAUUAAUGGUCGUGGGUCAAGUGGUCUUUGGCAUUGGCAGUGGCCUUAUUGUGACCAUGCAAGAAUCACUGCUAUCAAAGUGGUUCCGUACGAAGUAUCUCGCCCUUGCUAUUGGCAUGCAGCUUUCCAUCAGUCGUCUUUCUACUUUUUUAGGUACGCUUGUCUCGAACCCUAUUUCCGAACGAAUGGAUGAUUGGGUCUGGGCAUUCUGGUUGGCGUUGAUCCUCUGUGGCUUUUCCAUCAUUAUGAACUUGAUUUAUGCCUAUGUCUUGCACCAUCUACAAGGUGCUGUCGUGACAAAGACUGAAAUCCUCCGUAUCAAGGCCAAGAAGACCGUACAUGUUCGCUCGCUUUUGAAAUUUCCUCCUUAUUUUUGGCAUAUUAUUCUUAUCGAAUUCAUUUUUGCUGCGGUUUGGACCGUGCACCAAUCCGUUGCUACAGAGCUCGUUCAAAUCCAUUUUGGUACCACACAAAAGCUUGCUGCAUACAAGGCCAGUGUAUCCCAAGUUGUGCCUAUUGUCGUAACGCCAAUACUGGGUGUUUUCAUUGAUCUCGUAGGUCAACGUGUUAAAAUAUGCAAAACACACAUUACAGUGCUAUUAUCUGCUGCCUUCUUUGUUAUUAGUUGUGGGUUACUAGGCUGGACCUACGUCGAACCUAUUGCUGGUAUGAUCUUGUACAGCUUCUCGCUUGCUUUUGGUCCUAUCACUAUGAUCACGUCUAUCGGUAUGAUCCUGCCAUCAGACUAUAUUGGCACUGGUUUGGGCCUUUUCAAAAGCUCCAACAACAUCGGUAGUUCGAUUUUGGACAUCAUUGUCGGUAUAGUCCAGGAUAACACAGAAGGAGAAAAGUACACAGGUGUCAUGACCGUGUUCGUCAUUUUGGGCUGUGUCGGCUUCAUGAUUAUUUGCGGUCUGUACUUCACUCAGCGAAUUUACUUGAAGAAUCUCCUUGAACUUGGUCGCUCGAAGCGCGAAGAACGCAUGACAGAAAUCAACGACAAAGAACUUUUUCUUACCAAACAAGGCUUGGAUUCGCUUAAUAAUAAAACGACCACCAACUUCAAUUAUUUUGCUAUCGGGAUCUAUGUUUUCUUUGGCAUCUGUGCUUGGGUCCUCUUUUUCGUUUUUGCAGUCACUGGAAAGGCAAGUGCAAGAGAGAUGAGUUAUUUAGGAUUGUUACAUGGUCAAGACUAA